Molecule: messenger RNA, 1981 nt
Organism: Acomys russatus (golden spiny mouse)
Lineage: Eukaryota; Metazoa; Chordata; Mammalia; Rodentia; Muridae
Gene: Znf277
Product: zinc finger protein 277
Exons: 12
Coding region: 58-1428 (456 amino acids)
Source: RefSeq, a predicted model, not a curated record
UUGGUAUUUCCUCGCUCAGCUCCGCCCAAGGCUCGUCCCUUUCUACUGGGCCAGGUAAUGGCUGCUACAGAAGCCCAGGGGCUCAGUGUGGGCCGGCGGGAAGAUACUGCAGGGGUCCGCGGCGGAACCGAAUACAUGGGUCAUGAAGACGGUAAAGAUUGCAUCCUGGAGCCGCUGUCCCUGCCAGAAAGUCCAGGUGGCCCCACUGCUUUAGAAGGGCCUCCAUCUGUGCCUUGCAUCUUCUGUGAAGAACAUUUUCCCAUGGCUGAACAAGACAAACUUUUGAAGCACAUGAUUAUCGAGCAUAAGAUUGUCAUAGCUGAUGUGAAGCUGGUUGCAGAUUUCCAAAGGUACAUUUUAUAUUGGAGGAAAAGAUUCACUGAACAGCCCAUCACAGAUUUUUGCAGUGUGAUAAGAAUCAACUCCACAGCUCCAUUUGAAGAACAGGACAACUAUUUUUUGUUAUGUGAUGUGUUACCAGAAGAUAGAAUCCUGAGAGAAGAGCUUCAAAAACAGAGGCUGAAAGAAAUUCUGCAUCAGCAACAGCGAGAGCGAAAUGAUACGAGCUUCCGCGGCGUGUGCAUGUUUUGCAGUGAGGAAUUCCUUGGAAACAGAUCUGUUCUGUUGAACCACAUGGCCAGAGAGCAUGCUUUCAAUAUUGGUUUGCCAGACAACAUUGUGAACUGCGCUGAAUUCCUAUGCACUUUACAAAAGAAACUGGACAAUUUACAGUGUUUGUACUGUGAAAAGACCUUCAGAGACAAAAACACACUUAAAGAUCACAUGAGGAAAAAACAGCAUCGUAGGAUCAAUCCAAAGAACAGGGAAUAUGACCGGUUUUAUGUCAUCAAUUACUUGGAAUUCGGGAAGUCAUGGGAAGAGGUGCAGUCGGAAGAUGAUCGAGAGUUGCUGGACCUUCAGGAAGAUGACUGGUCCGAUUGGCAGGAGUACCCUGUCUCUGCUGUCUGUCUAUUUUGUGAAAAGCAAGAGGAGACAGUAGAUAAAUUGUAUGUGCACAUGAAGGACACACAUGAGUUUGAUCUCCUCAGAAUAAAGUCAGAACAUGGAUUGAAUUUCUAUCAGCAAGUGAAGCUGGUCAAUUUCAUUCGAAGGCAAGUUCACCAAUGCAGGUGCUACAGCUGCCAUGUGAAGUUCAAAUCCAAAACAGACUUAAGGACUCACAUGGAAGAAGCUAAACACACCUCACUACUUCCUGACAGAAAGACGUGGGAUCAACUGCAGUAUUAUUUCCCCACCUACGAGAACGACACUCUCCUGUGUACACUGUCCGACAGUGAAAAUGACUUAACAGAUGAAAAGCAAAUGGAAAAUGUUCCCAUCAUCAGUGAAGACACAUCCAAGCUGUGCGCUUUGAAACAGAGCAGUGUUUUAAACCAAUUGCUACUCCAGGAAUCCUUAGAAAACUAGGAGAAACUGCUGCAGACACAAUGUCACAUGGUUUUCUCCUGUGAUGCAGAAAGAAAAGAGGACUUCAGAUUUCAUCAUCAAUACAGCAUUAUUCAUUGGUGAAAUCAUGGUUGUUGUUCUUAAUGAAAUUUUUUUCAAGAAAUGAAGAAAAAUACAAUGUGUCAUUUUUAUAUUUGGACUGGAAAAUUUUAUUAUAUGGUUAUCUUAAAUAAUUUCAUUUCAUAAACUUGUGAUUAUGCACAGUAAGGGGAAUGCAAAAGUCACAAAUGAGCAUUCAAAUGUAUAAACCUGAUUUUAACCACUAGUUUUAGCCUCCUUCCCACAGGCAUCUGUCACCCAUCAAGUCACAAGUUUCAAUGUGAUUUCUAUACUAAAUUGGUAACCUAUGAAUGUAUGAUUAAAAGACUCACAGAGACAAAGAAAGAUGGUCAAAGCUAAGGAUGAUGAACAAAUUAGACUAUUUAAAAAUAAUUCAAACGAUUGUAUUAUAAUGUUACUGUUUUCUGUUUCCAGUCCCAUAGAAAUGGACACAGUGUAAUUAUGCUCACUCUUC